AUUACACUGAAAAUUAAAAAGCAAAAGUAAGGGUAAAAACAUUUACAUCUGCAUUGAUCAAAAUAACAAUUACACAUUUUCCUCAAUUAAUUGAAUAUGAAACAAGUUCUGAUUUAUUUAAUUCAUUUUAUUUUUAUACCAGAAAUCUUCCUCAUCACAUUUAAUUUCUGGACACCCAUCAGAUAAUGAACUAGUCUAAACAUUGGACUGAAGGGUUGCUAUGGAAAUAGAUAAAGAAUCAACCAUCAGUUUUAACUCAGAUGAUGUCAAAUUUCCUAGUCAUUGUUCUCAGAUACUUUAUUAGAUUUGGACAGUUUUACUUCAAGCUGAAUAUAUAUAUAUAAGUGAGCAAACCUUAGAAACUGUAGUAAAUUUAGACCAACGUGACACCUACAGAUAUGGGAGCCAAACCAAAGGAGAAUAUAGGAUUCAUUUGCUUAAUCCUCUGUUCCUUGAUUUGGUUACAUUUUGAAAAUUCAGCUGUUACUGCAUCCAAUAAUACUACACAGUAUUCAUCCACUACUGAUUUUAAUAAAACAUCAACAUUACUAUCAACAACAAAUGGAGAGACAACAGCAUCAACAACAAGUGGAGAGACAACAGCAUCAACAACAAGUGAAGAGACAUCGUCAACAACAGGGGAAGACAAAACUGUGUCCACAACAAGUGAUAAGACUACACCCUCACAAGCAAACCCCUCAUUAACCAUGAAAACUCUUUUGCUAACAACUACAGUAUUGAACAACGAAACCACCGAAACACAGGCUAAUACUCAGAAUGUUACCGACAAUGAAGAUGAAGCCAAUAAUGACAACGGAUUGUCUGGAGGUGCCAUUGCUGGCAUUGUCAUCGGAUCUGUAAUUUUGUUAUGCUUUAUAGUUGGGGUAGUUAUACGUAUCAAGCUUAAUACAGUGACCCCAGCACAGUCAGCACAGUCAGAUACAUAAAUAUGACCUCCAUUGAAAAUUUUGUUCAGAAUCAAGGAGGCAAAAGAUGCGGUCAACAUUUGAUUGGAUAAAAGGGUAUCACUGCUUAAGCUUGUCCACAUUAUGCCCAUAUAUAGUCAUCAUGAUGUGCCCAUAUAUGUUCAUGAUGUGAUGUCAUCAUGACCAUAUUUAGGCAUGUCACAUGUUUUUGUCAAAUAACAUUUGAUAGUGUGGAUAGGACUUUAGGUUUACUGAACCAGUGGACUGCAAAUAAUUAAUUAGUGCACCCACCACGAUGAAAAAGUGGAAAUUUCAGAAAAAAACAAACUUCUUUCUUUAUUUCUAUUACGCCCUCCGCUUCCUUGAAAUCUCCAAA
Messenger RNA from Anneissia japonica, 1302 nucleotides. RefSeq names its product cell wall integrity and stress response component 2-like. The record is from RefSeq and is a predicted model, not a curated record. Lineage: Eukaryota; Metazoa; Echinodermata; Crinoidea; Comatulida; Comatulidae. The transcript is spliced from 2 exons. Bases 399 to 947 code for a protein of 182 amino acids.